Messenger RNA from Ornithodoros turicata, 2800 nucleotides. Its product is annotated as KIF-binding protein-like. The coding region runs from base 28 to 1779 and encodes 583 amino acids. Gene Ontology annotation, biological process: microtubule cytoskeleton organization; neuron projection maintenance; central nervous system projection neuron axonogenesis. NCBI's taxonomy places the organism in Eukaryota, Metazoa, Arthropoda, Arachnida, Ixodida, Argasidae. The record is from RefSeq and is a predicted model, not a curated record. Gene Ontology annotation, molecular function: protein binding. The transcript has a single exon.
CGGAGCAAAAUUUAACCGUUCAAAAUCAUGGCGGAUGCGGCAUGGGAUGCGAAGUUACCCAAAGUACGCGAAGAUUACGACCGUGCACGGAAACUUAUCGACAACGAUAGUCUCCUGGACCCUCCAACGGAACCUUACAGGUCUAAAUACAAAGCACGCGAAAUUCUGAAAGAGCUUCUCGAGGUUAUUGGAAGUGACGAGAGCACCGAGUUAAGCAGACUAGUUUUGGUCCGCGCACUUCUGAAAUACGAUCUCGGUACUAUCGCAGCGGACACCGACGAACUGUCUUUGGGUCAGGAGUAUUUCGAAGACGGACUCAAAAUAAUAGGUGAGGAUCGUUACGAGGAUCCCAAGUGCUGCAUGCUCGCCAUCCACCUCUUGAACCAGCUCGGAAUCUUGUACUCCGGAAGGGAAGACAAAUCGAAAGCACGCGACCUCUUGAAACGGGCCGAAAAACUGUACUCGAACAUAAAAGCGCAGCAAGACGUCGUUGUGUACGACUUCACGGACUACUUCCUGCCUGAAGGAGAGCAGCCAUGCAGCAAAACUACGCACAAAAACUUCGAGAGGGCCUUUAUUCACACGCUGUACUACUUGGCGCAAGUUUACGGGGCCUUAGAAGAGGCGGAGAUGUCAGCGAUCUACUGCCACAGCACAUUGAAGAAGCAGCUGGCCACAGAUGAACUGGACAAUGUGGACUGGGCACUCAAUGCUGCGACGUUGUCGCAGUUCUUUAUCGUCCGGGGCGAUUUCAACGCCGGACGACACCACCUCGCGUGUGCCAGCCUUGUCAUGAAGCAAUAUAAAGAUAAGCUCGACAAGGAACAGCUCACUCCAGAGGAAAGGGAGGGGAAAGAGGAAACGGUGAAUCAUAGGAGUGCGGACAUUGCACGUUGCUGGGCAAAAUACGGCCUCCUGCUUCUGUGUGCGUCAAAAGAGGCACUCUUAAAAGUAAAGGCCGGGGAAGAAAAAGAAGGAAGACCAGAUCAAACGGAAGCGGAGAAGAAACCGCACGUCCUCAUAAAUUCGGAGGAGAUCUUGCCGUACGAGAAGUCCGUCACCGACAAACUGGUGACGGACUUCCAAAGUGCCCGGCCGAUAUUCUUGUCGGCGCAGAGGUGGUUGAAUGAAGCGAAGGAGUACUACACACUCAAGGACCAUGCGUCGGACUAUAUCGCAAUAAUCCAAGAGACGAGCAAGUUAUACAAUGCUCUGAUUGCAUUCGAAGACGCUCCAGACCGCCAGUGCAAGAUGCACAAGCGGCGGAUCGACAUCUUGGAAGAAGUGUUGAAAGAGGUCAGCCCCAGGUACUACAUCAACGAAUGCCGACAGAUCUUGUUCGAGCUUGGAGAAACGUACAGCGAGAUGGCGGACAUAAAAUUCUCGCAGUUGCCCGGAGCCGUGCAGCCUCAGUCGCAUCCAGUUAAAAAGAUCAAUUCACUCAUCGAUAAAGCAAUUAAAAACUUCCAGGGCUUCCUAGAAACACUGCACGACUCGGAGAAGAGGCUGCCGUCGAGGUUGCCGGAAGAAUAUGUGCGACCGGCGUUGCUAGCUCAUUUCUGCAUCGGACGGUUGAACACGAGGCGCGUUGCAAGUGACCCGAGAGAUCAAAUCGAGAACUACAAGACCACACAGACGUAUUACGACUACAUCGUCGACUACUGUAAAAGCCACCCCGAUCAUGCUUCACAGGUUGAAGCGGAACUUGAAGUUGUGAAGGAACUCCUAGAGUUAAUUCCAGGGAUGAUACAGAAUUGCGUUGGAACUCUCAUGUACUAAGUUUGCUGUUUGUUGCAACCGGCAGGCUUUUCAAAUGGUGUUGUCACAAGAUACUGCUGUAGGCGUAUAGUUAUUAUUAAUUUACCUCGUUAAGUUAUAGGUAAUUAAUUAAUGCAAUUGACACAUUUCCCUUCUAUUCAUCUCUGUUAUUGUGCUUAAGUUAUUUUUGCUCCUAUGGUAUUAGCAGCAGCCCCACAUUUGGUACAGUGGCAACACAACUAACAUACAACAUUCAACACUUGCGCUAGAAGUUCAACGUAAUUGCCUUGAAGGUCAGUUCAUUUGACCUUCAAAGUAUUUAAAUAAUUUACCUUCCAACUUCCUCAAAAUUCAUAUCAUUGCUUCAUUAUCUGAAAAGGUUAGUCGAAGCUAUAUAGAUUAAAUGCUUUCAGCCCUGGUGUUCUCUACCUUUUCUUUUUGUUUCAGCUGAAAAUGUGGGACAACAAGUUUCAUGGAUAUUAUGUGUGUGUAUAUGGCAGAAGUAAAAUUUGAGAAGUAAAGAGACGUAAAGUUUUUGCACAAAAUUAUGUAAAAAAAAAAAAAGGUGAAAUGAACAACUGGCCUAGUUGUGUUAGCUCCCCCUGUCUUCCCUUCAAAGCUGUGGCAAGUCAGCACUAGUGUUGAGUAAUAUUCAAGAAACAGUGCUAAUAUUUGUUUUGCUAUAAAAUUGUAAAAAAAUAUUGUUUUAUUAUAAAAAUACCCUAGCGCUGACGUAUUGUACUACUAGUCCACUAGUGCUACUAGUCUAGAUCACCUUGCUUUUCCCAUUUUUAUUUAUAGAACUUUUCUGACAUUGUUUGGUUAUGCGUUUGCUUAUUAUACUUUUUUUGCAAUAAGUUACACAGCUUUUUCUGUUUGUAUUUGCAGUGGGUGUUUGAGAUUUGUGCAGAGUGUUGAAAUUGGUCUUCUUGUCCUAUCAUUCCUAUAUCACUUUUGUAUGCCUUUCAACUACAUGAAGCUGACCAACUGUGUCAAUUUGCAGAACAAGCAUAAAUAAAAAUUUUUGCUGCAUCAAAAGCUA